GUAUAGAUCAGCAAAGAGAAAAUAAAAAUGGAGUACUCGAACAUGAAGCAACAUCAUCAGUACGGUGCAUAUGCAGAGCCAAGAAUCUCGUUUUCCAGCGGUUUCGCAGCUACUAAGAACGACAUGAUCAAGUACAAGGAGGCACCGGUGUCGUCAGAUGAUUUUGAGUUCGGUGUCAACAACUUCUCAAUGAUCACAGCAGAUGAAAUCUUCUUUGAUGGCAUGAUCUUACCACUCAAGGAAGAAGCCAACACGACGAAGAGAAUGUCAACUUUGAGGGAGGAACUCAGCGAAGAAGAAAAUGAUUCGCCGAGAAGCAAAUCAAAAGGGUCCAGUGGUUGGUGGAGAGAGAGGUUAGGAUUCGCGAAGUCCAAGAAAGAUCACAAGAGAAAUUCUUUUUAUCACCAUUAGAAGCAAAUUCUACAACUACACAAUGACCCUUUUGAUAUUUUUUUCUUCUGUUUUUGAGUUUCUUCUCUUCGUAGGGACUUAAUGUAUUUGCUAAUUUGGUCUGUAAUGUGUUCUCUAAGUUUUUUUUUCUCACUUCUUCACUGUUCC
Molecule: messenger RNA, 558 nt
Organism: Raphanus sativus (radish)
Lineage: Eukaryota; Viridiplantae; Streptophyta; Magnoliopsida; Brassicales; Brassicaceae
Exons: 1
Coding region: 28-411 (127 amino acids)
Source: RefSeq, a predicted model, not a curated record